Molecule: messenger RNA, 1173 nt
Organism: Aspergillus pseudonomiae
Lineage: Eukaryota; Fungi; Ascomycota; Eurotiomycetes; Eurotiales; Aspergillaceae
Product: cytochrome P450
Exons: 5
Coding region: 1-1173 (390 amino acids)
Molecular function (GO): heme binding; oxidoreductase activity, acting on paired donors, with incorporation or reduction of molecular oxygen; monooxygenase activity
Source: RefSeq, a predicted model, not a curated record
AUGGCUUACCUACCACGUAUUGCGGAGUCCGAUCGGAAAUUCGGUAUCUUGCAUGGUUGUGCGAAUCCCCCCAGACUACAAAACUGGUGGCCGUGGGGCAUUGAUCGCUUGAUCCAAAUAUGGACUGCCGACUCAGAACAGCUUCUGCUGGAUCUAUUUACAUUCCAUUUUAGUGACUGCGGCAAUACAUUGGAGCAGAAGUUCCUUGGAACAAUAGCAUUUGGCACGACAGAUCCCGAGAAUGUAGAAGCAGUUCUGACAAACACCAAGGGUCUUUACAACGCCUCGCCAAUAAGACUAAAGAGUCACAAGCUUACAAUAUCGAGCAGAUUUUGGCUUCGGGCUGCGGCGAAGGAUCUUCUUUCCCUUCUUAGGAGAUGUCUUCUCCGCCAAAUACCCGGCGAUGGAGGAGAGGUGGACCUCCAGCCCUUGUUCUUUCGCCUGACCUUGGAAACGACCACCGAAUUCCUGUUUGGGAAAUCGAUCGCUAGCAUGAGGUCUGCAGAGUUCAAGGGCCAGAAGUUUGCGAAGGACUUUGGUAAUGAUCAGAGAUAUGUUAUGCAGCGCUUCAGGCUUCUAGACCUAUAUUGGUUAAUCGAUGGUCCUAACUUUUGGCGUUCAUGUACCUCUGUCCAUCAGCUCAUUGAGGGGAUGAUCGAAGCACGAGUGAGAGAUAAUCUAGACAGUGGCGAAAAGGAUGGGCAAUGUGUCUUUGAUUCUAUCGCAGAAGGGCUGAGCACCAGAGAAAGCCUUAGGGGCCAGUUACUCAAUGUGCUCUUAGCUAGUCGAGAUACGACAGCAUGCCUGUUAAGUUGGACAUUCUUCUGCUUGGCACAACACCCCAAUGUCCUGAGUCGUCUGAACGGUGAGAUAGCUACGAUUGUGGGCAACGAGGACGACAUGACACGCGAUACCUUGAAGAAGAUGACGUAUCUAGAUAAGGUUCUGCGAGAAGUACUUCGGCUCUAUCCGUCCGUCCCCGUAAACACUAGGACCGCCCAUAAGACGACUAUACUUCCAACUGGUGGCGGGAAAAACCGAGACAAACCGGUUGUGGUUCGCAAGGGUCAAAAUGUCGCCUUCUGUGUCUACGCAAUGCAUCGGCGUGAGGAUCUGUAUGGACCAGACGCUCAUGUCUUUCGUCCUGAGAGGUGGGAUGAGGAUCUACCCUAG